AUGGCAUUUACAGGAACUCUAGAUAAAUGCAAGGCUUGUGACAAGACUGUGUAUGUGGUUGAUAUGAUGUCCCUUGAAGGGGUACCAUAUCAUAAAUCAUGCUUCAAAUGCAGCCACUGCAAAGGAUUUCUUUCGAUGAGCACCUACUCCUCCAUGGAUGGAAUCCUGUACUGCAAGCCACAUUUUGAGCAACUUUUCAAGGAAUCUGGCAAUUUCAGCAAGAAUUUUCAUCCAGGUAAGACUUUUCUUUCAGGCCAUUAUAUUUCUAGGCGUCCAAGCAAACUUUCUUCCAUGUUCUGUGGAACCCAAGACAAAUGUGCCGUUUGCACAAAAACGGUGUAUCCUCUAGAGAAGGUGACACUGGAAGGAGACUGUUACCACAAGACAUGCUUUAGGUGUGCUCAUGGUGGGUGCCAUCUAACACAUUCUUCCUAUGCUGCUCUUGAUGGAAACCUCUACUGCAAGCACCAUUUUGCUCAGCUCUUCAUGGUGAAAGGAAACUACCACCACGUCCUCCAGGCAGCUGCACACAAGAAGAAUGGAGCCACACCACCUGCUCCACCAGCAGACUCGGAGCCAAAGCCGGAACCCGAGAGCAACGUACAAGAGCAAUCGUCUUAGAAAGCACGUACUAUGAAUGGUUCCUCCCUAUCUUUCAGAGUUCUUCAAAAACAAAACAAAGAAAACAAAAAACAAAAAAAAGGGUGCAGACCCUGUCAUGUUGUUGAAAUUCAUGUCAAACUUUAUUUACAAAUUAUUUUCAGUUAGUAAGCUUAUUUGAGAAGUUACUAAUGUCAUUAAAACAAAAAAAAGA
Molecule: messenger RNA, 814 nt
Organism: Quercus robur (English oak)
Lineage: Eukaryota; Viridiplantae; Streptophyta; Magnoliopsida; Fagales; Fagaceae
Product: LIM domain-containing protein PLIM2b
Exons: 4
Coding region: 1-621 (206 amino acids)
Biological process (GO): actin filament bundle assembly
Cellular component (GO): actin cytoskeleton; plasma membrane
Molecular function (GO): actin filament binding
Source: RefSeq, a predicted model, not a curated record